AUGUCUGGAUUCGAGAUCGCCGGCAUCGUUCUCGGUGCAUUUCCGAUUUUAUAUGAUGCUGCUAAGGACUUGAACGCUCGUUAUCGAGACCUCAAGUCUUGGUGGCAAUUCGAACUCGAGUUCGAGAAUUUUGUCUCAGCUGUUGAUCGCGAGUUCGUUGCAUUUACGCAGAACCACGAGAUCUUGUUGGUGCCAUUGAGUCUACCAGAUGCUGAACUUGAACUCCUUCUGAAUGACCCACAUACUCUCCUCUGGCAUGAACCUCGAAUCCAAGCUCUGUUGAGAAAGAGAAUCCAAAGUCGCUACUAUACGUGGUAUAUGCAACAGCUGAAUGAUAUCAACGACGCCAUUUCUAAACUACUUGACCUUUUGCCAAUAGAUAAAGUUUAUCAUACCGACUCAACUGGUCUCGCAAGUGAGUUCUUUAGACUUAAAUGGAGCUUCAGUCGCAAGAAAGAUGAAUUCCUGGCGACUAUAAAGGAUCGGAACGAAAGCAUCUACGCAUUCCUUGAUCGCGCUGCACACGUUGAAACGGGAAUUAAAUCAACAAGAUAUAGCUCUCUAGCAUGGCAGUAUCUUACAGCGCAAAGACAGGCCAUUUCGAUCUACGAUGCUAGCACUAUUCGACAAGAGCCGAAACGUGGGAACUUCGUUUUGGUCUUUGAAGAAGGUCCUAGACUUACAAAAAUCCAAGUAGAGGUAGUGGAAACCGGUCCUUCGGUAUCUACCAAAUCGUCCACUCAGAGCACCGAAAAGGUCCCGCGCCUCAAGCAAGACCUAGAUGUCAAAAGGCGAUACAAGCAAGUGCGUGAAAUGAGUUCCAGCCUUGCUUCUUUGGCUAUUUCUUCUCUUUCGAUCGUCGGGAGUCCCGCUAGGCCACAUCAAGUACAAAGCCGGCUUCAAAGGCUCGGUAUAAAACUCCAAAAGAAACCUCAGUCAGGAGCCAGUAUUUACGUCUCCGACCAAGCUCCGGCAACCAUCCCAGACCUGCCGCGCGUGAGGUUUGCCCAAGAUUGCGGGCCCAUGGCCCCAGAAGCAGUAAAUCAGAUCCAGGACAUGUGCUACGUUGCAAGGGGAGGGUUCGACCAACCUUUUAUAGGGUCUCUAAGUAAUGGUCCUGAAAAUCACUUGCUUCUCAGGUCGGACGAUCAUUCAGACAGAAAUGAGACUUUUGAAGUACAAACACUCGAUACUUUUCUAGAGUCCACACCAAGGAUUGGGCAGAGACUGAAAGUUGGUCUCCAACUGAUUCAAACCGUCCUCGCACUUGGCGUAUGUCCAUGGGUCCCUGAAACCUGGAGCCAGACCGAAGUCCUGCUUAUACGGAACCCAGAUUCCGCCAUGCCAACGCCAUAUAUCUCUCACCAGUCAAUCAGAAACACCCUCAAAGGCAAACAAAAAGUCCAGCCCUGCGUUCAAGCUCGUAGCAGCCUCUUUGCUCUCGGGGUGCUUCUACUAGAGCUUUUAUUUCGCAUAAAGCUAGAGAGCUUGCCACUUCGCGACGAAUACAUAGGUGCAGCAGGACAAGCCCUGCAGAUAGCUGAUCUUUGUACUGUCAUUCAGUGGCAGAAAAGCGUUGAGGGACAGUUUGGUGAUAAGGUUGCGGAUGCAAUUAGAAGGUGUAUCCUUUGUGCUUUUGAAGCUCAGCCAGAUUUAAGUGACUCGGCGUUUGUCAGGGCUAUUUGUGCUGGUGUUCUUCAACCUCUAGAAGAGUUUUUGUCUGCAUGGAUCUCAGAGUAA
This is a messenger RNA of Fusarium proliferatum ET1, 1740 nucleotides long. RefSeq lists its product as uncharacterized. The record is from RefSeq and is a predicted model, not a curated record. The transcript has 4 exons. The coding region runs from base 1 to 1740 and encodes 579 amino acids. NCBI's taxonomy places the organism in Eukaryota, Fungi, Ascomycota, Sordariomycetes, Hypocreales, Nectriaceae.